Molecule: messenger RNA, 2423 nt
Organism: Solanum lycopersicum (tomato)
Lineage: Eukaryota; Viridiplantae; Streptophyta; Magnoliopsida; Solanales; Solanaceae
Product: NEDD8-activating enzyme E1 regulatory subunit AXR1
Biological process (GO): protein neddylation
Cellular component (GO): cytoplasm
Molecular function (GO): NEDD8 activating enzyme activity
Source: RefSeq, a predicted model, not a curated record
AUAAAAAAUUAAGUUACUAUAUUGAUUGCAAAAUUGAUUACACUUACUCCCCCUUCAAGGUUUUGCUUUCCAGUACCAAGUUCUCUCACUUUCUCUAUCAGUCUUCUCACAUAUACAACAAUGGCGGAACCUAAAGUCAAAUACGAUCGACAGCUCAGGAUAUGGGGUGAGCAAGGACAAGCUGCGCUGGAGAAAGCCAGUAUCUGCUUACUUAACUGUGGUCCGACUGGUUCCGAAACGUUGAAAAAUCUUGUUCUUGGUGGGGUUGGAAGUAUCACUGUUGUUGAUGGUUCCAAGGUUGAAGUGGGUGAUCUUGGAAAUAAUUUCAUGGUUGAUGAAUCAAGUGUUGGCGAAUCAAAGGCAAAGUGUGUGUGCACAUUUCUUCAAGAGUUAAAUGAUGCUGUUAAAGCCAAGUUUAUAGAAGAUUGCCCUGAGGAACUAAUUGAGACAAAUCCAUCAUUCUUUUCUCAGUUUACCUUGGUCAUAGCUACACAGCUGGUGGAAGAUUCCAUGGUGAAAUUGGACAGAAUCUGUCGGGAGGCAAAUAUUAUUUUAAUAUUUGCACGUUCCUAUGGUCUCAUGGGUCUUGUCCGGAUCAGUGUGAAGGAGCAUACAGUAAUUGAAUCGAAGCCUGAUCAUUUUCUAGAUGAUCUUCGGCUUAAUAACCCAUGGCCAGAACUUACGAGGUUCACAGAAACGAUUGAUUUGAACACAACUGAUGCUGUUGUACAAAAACACACACCAUAUAUUGUUAUCCUUGUUAAGAUAGCAGAGGAAUGGGCAAAUACUCAUGGUGGAAAUCUUCCUUCAACCAGGGAAGAGAAAAGGCAAUUCAAGGAUUUAAUUAAGUCCAAGAUGAUCACAGCAGACGAAGAGAACUAUAAAGAAGCCAUGGAAGCUUCAUACAAGGUCUUUUCUCCACGAGGCAUUGGUGUAAGCUUACAGAAGAUUAUUGAUGACAGCUGUACAGAAGUUGAUUCAAGUUCGUCUGAUUUUUGGGUGAUGGUAGCAGCACUGAAGGAGUUCAUAGCUAAUGAAGGUGGUGGCGAGACACCUCUUGAGGGGUCGAUACCAGAUAUGACAUCAUCAACUGAGUUGUAUGUAAACUUGCAAAAAACCUACCAAGCCAAAGCCGAGGCUGAUUUUCUUGUUAUGGAGCAAAGAGUCAGGAAUUUACUUAAAAAAAUCGGUAGGGAUCCAGCCAGCAUCUCCAAGGCAAACAUAAAGAACUUCUCAAAAAAUGCAAGGAAGCUUGCUGUUUGCAGAUAUCGCCUCAUUGAGGAGGAGUUCAACUCUCCUGUCCAAUCAGAGUUACAGAAGUAUCUGACAGAUGAGGGUCAUGGGUAUGUAAUUGCUUACUGUAGGACUUUGCAAGAAGCCAACUCUGUUAAAGUACUUCCUGAAAAUACUGCUGCGGGUCUUUAUAUUCUUCUUCGAGCAGCUGACCGGUUUGCUGUAAACUAUAAUAAAUUUCCUAGUGAAUUUGACAGUGAGAUGGAUGAGGAUAUAUCCCGGUUAAAAACUACGGCUGUUAGCCUACUCAAUGACCUUGGUUGCAAUAGCUCCACUGUAUCAGAGGACCUUAUUAAUGAGAUGUGCCGGUAUGGUGCUUCUGAGCUUCAUGUCGUGUCUGCCUUUGUCGGAGGAGUUGCAUCACAAGAAGUGAUCAAGCUCAUCACGAGACAAUUCAUUCCCAUGUCCGGGACAUUCAUCUUUAAUGGGAUUGAUAACAAUUCCCAGCUGUUGUUGCUAUAGUCUUCGAAUUUACAGGCAUGUCCUUUCUCUCACCUUUAGGCUGCGGUUUUAGAUCUCAGUCUGUGUUUUUUCACAGCUCCAACUUUGCAAGUGAAAAGCAAAGUUGCCAUACUUAUUUGAUUAGCAGUAAAUUUAGGAUCAAUGAAAGAGGUUUAACAAGAAAGUACUAUUUCUAGUUUUGCACACAAACAAUAUUAUUUUUAAGGGAGGAAAAAUGUUACUUUCAGUUGUAAGUAAAGAGUUUAACUUCGAUACACUAAUACGUUGUUGAUUGGGGGUUGUCUCAUUUCGACCCACUAAAGAAACCUGAGUCUACAGAGUUGGUUAUUUCGCCCCGACUUUCCCUUUCUUCAUUUUCUUGGUUGAUUAUUCCCAAGGGAGGAGGAAUCUCAGUAAGUACCAUAUAUCUUGGCAAUCCUUGGUAUAGCUGAAUAUGAUUUCGUGCUUAACACGGUAAACAAACAAAUAGGUGGUCUUUCCAGUUAAGGUUAAACGAAAGCUCUCCCUCUCACAUCUCGGUCACUUUUACCUUUCCGUUUAUUUGUAAUUAAAAAAUAAUAGAAAACCUUGACAGCUAUAUCAGUUACAGACUUACAGUAAUUGUCAAUGCUGUGUUUAAAUGUAUGUUACAAUGAUUUAUACUGAAAUGAUAAUGCAUAUUGAGUUAA